GAAAAAACAGACAGCACCUUAGUGUUGUAGCGAUAGUCAUAUUUGGUUAACUCAACAUAACGCGCGAGUAGGUAAAAAUAUGUCAGUUUCCCCGUACACCAUCGCCGGCAACGGCGUCAGAAACCUCUACUCAUCAUCUUCCUCAUAUAUUCACCGCCACAAUUGUCCUCUUACGAUUUCCACCAUUCUCAAAACCACGCCACUUUCUUUCCCCCUUAACCUUAGUUACGUUACAGCCGCUGUAACACCAAGCAGCUCAACCAGAAACAUUAGUAAGCCUAUUGAAAACUGUAGCAGUUUCACUUGGGACGAUGUUUUUCAAGUAUCUCAAUCACAUAAUGGUUCGUGGGAUCUCGGUGGAUUCUUUCAGAAGAUUAAUCUCUGUAACCGUGGCUCGGAAAACCGUUCUGAUUUCAUCCCAUUUGUCAUUGAGGACCAAAUUGUUGGCUAUGUUCACAAUGGUUUUGUUGACCAUUUAAGCAAGUUUAAGGAUGUUUUCACUAUCAUCAAAGAUUCUACACAAUCACGCCAUGUCACAGUACAACCUGCACUGAAAACACCCGAGUCUAGAACUGAAGCCCUUGGAAAUGUUGUAAAGUGCUUAGGUGAAGAUGUAUUUCCAGGUAUACGGAAUGAGCUAUACCCUGUGACUUCAUCAUAUGGAGGAAAAGUAUAUUUCUCAUUAGAACGUGCAGCAGCGCCUUACUUUGGAAUAAAGGCAUAUGGAAUUCACAUGAGUGGCUAUGUCGAAAAAGAUGAAGAAAAGUAUCUAUGGAUCGGAAAAAGAAGUGAAACAAAAGCAACCUACCCGGGCAUGCUUGACCAUCUCGUUGCUGGAGGACUGCCGCAUGGGAUGUCGUGUGCAGAGAAUGUUGUGAAGGAAUGUGAGGAAGAAGCUGGAAUACCAAGAUCCAUUUCCAGCAGAGCGAUACCCGUUGGUGUUGUCUCAUACAUGGACAUUGAUGGGUAUAGAUUCAAGAGAGACGUUUUAUUUUGUUACGAUCUGAAGCUUCCUGAAAGUUUCAUUCCCCACAAUCAGGAUGGAGAAGUUGGGAGCUUUAAGUUACUCCCGGUAACACUUGUGGCUGAUGUCAUUCGAGAUACGGACUUCUUUAAAGCAAAUUGCAAUCUUGUCAUCAUCGAUUUUCUUUUCCGACAUGGGUACAUCAAACCUGAAGAUGAUGGGUACCUGAAGCUGCUACAAAGCUUGAGAAGUGGAGAUUGUUCCUAAAUGUAUCAACCUUGUUUUUAGAUGACCUGAAAAUCUCAUAUUCUAUACUUUUACAAAACUAAUAAACAAAAUAAUGAAUCAUGUAUGUGUUUUAGUUUUUUUUUUUCUUUGAACGUCAAAUAUUACUUCUUUGCCUUA
Messenger RNA from Helianthus annuus (common sunflower), 1369 nucleotides. RefSeq names its product nudix hydrolase 20, chloroplastic. NCBI's taxonomy places the organism in Eukaryota, Viridiplantae, Streptophyta, Magnoliopsida, Asterales, Asteraceae. The transcript has 9 exons. The record is from RefSeq and is a predicted model, not a curated record. The coding region runs from base 80 to 1231 and encodes 383 amino acids. Gene Ontology annotation, molecular function: 8-oxo-dGDP phosphatase activity.